GAGGGACAAAUUGACCUAACUAUAUUUAUUUAUUAUAUAAAAUUAAAAGUUAAUUUAAAAUGUUAGCGCUCGUCAAUCUAAGCUUGACCCGUUACGACCCCUCCCCACCCUUCCGCGCCGUGCGCGACGCGUGCGAAGGUCCCGCCACGUGUGUCACACAUUCGCGCCACGCGUCCCCACACGCACCGCCCCUACAAUCUUCGCACCUCGUUAUAAAAUCCUUCCCUCUCUACGCUCUUCGCACUCACAACCCUUUCAAUUUUGAUGCUCUCAUCAUCUCUCGCAGUUCACAAGAGAACUCCACUAAUACUCGCCGCCGCCGCUGCUUCUGCUGCUUCUGCUUUUCAUCUUUCAUCUUCCCAUCUCUACACAAACAGCAUUGCUGCUGCUGCUGCUGCUCGAAGCUGCCAUUUUCGUGCGGCGAAGAAAAGUAGUGGUAGAGAGAUUUAUCGCGAGAAUUCCGCGGGUGCGCCGCGGCGACGGCCUUCUUGUUCUCCAAGAGGAGAGGCUUUUGCGGUCGCGAGAAGCUGCAGCAUGGCUUCGGGGGGCGCCGCAGGCAGCCAGAAGUUCCCGCCGCAGAUGCAGGAGCGGCAGCCGGGCAAGGAGCACGCCAUGGAGCCGACGCCGCAGUACACUUCCCCUGACUACAAGCCCGCCAACAAGCUCCAGGGGAAGGUGGCGGUGGUGACGGGGGGCGACUCCGGCAUCGGCCGCGCCGUCUGCUACUGCUUCGCGCAGGAGGGCGCGACGGUGGCCUUCACCUACGUCGAGUCGCACGAGGACAAGGACGCCAAGGACACGCUGCAGAUGCUCCGGGACAUAACGAAGAAGCACGGGACGACCGCCCACGCGAAGGAGCCGAUGGCGAUCCCCGCCGACCUCGGCUGCGAGGAGAACUGCAAGAGGGCGGUCGACGAAGUCGUCGGCGCCUACGGCCGCGUCGACGUCCUCGUCAACAACGCCGGCGAGCAGCACGUGAAGGAAUGCAUCACCGAGAUCACCGCCGAGCAGCUCGACCGCGUCUUCAAGACGAACAUCUACUCCUACUUCUUCAUGGCCAAGCAUGCGGUGAAGCACAUGACGGAGGGGGGGAGCAUCAUCAACACGACGUCGGUGAACGCGUACAAGGGGAACGCGAAGCUCCUCGACUACACGGCGACGAAGGGGGCGAUCGUGGGGUUCACGCGCGGCCUGGCGCUGCAGCUGGCGGAGCGGGGGAUCCGCGUGAACGGCGUCGCCCCGGGGCCGGUGUGGACGCCGCUGAACGUCUUCCUCGCCUCCUUCGCCGACUCCUCCUACAUCUCCGGCCAAGUCCUCCACCCCAACGGUGGUGUGAUUGUGAAUGGCUAGAGAACAAAGUGUUCAGCAACACCUGUAAAGGUUUAAAGUUCGAGAGAGGGAGUUUUUGGUUUUAAUAAUAUGUAUGAUAUGGAAUAAUAAUAAUUAUUAUUAUAAUAAUAUUAUUAUAAAUCUAGUGACAUGUGGACUAAAAUAUAAUGUUUCAGCUAUGUUGGUUUGUUGUUGUAGUUCUCAAAUUGUGUGUCAAUUAAAUAUGGUGUAUGGGCAUAAUAAGUAAAGUUGUUAUCAAGAAUCUCUUUUC
This is a messenger RNA of Ananas comosus (pineapple), 1600 nucleotides long. RefSeq names its product glucose and ribitol dehydrogenase-like. The record is from RefSeq and is a predicted model, not a curated record. Lineage: Eukaryota; Viridiplantae; Streptophyta; Magnoliopsida; Poales; Bromeliaceae. Gene Ontology annotation, molecular function: oxidoreductase activity.